This is a messenger RNA of Stylophora pistillata, 2508 nucleotides long. Its product is annotated as beta-galactosidase-1-like protein 2. Gene Ontology annotation, biological process: carbohydrate metabolic process. Gene Ontology annotation, molecular function: beta-galactosidase activity. Lineage: Eukaryota; Metazoa; Cnidaria; Anthozoa; Scleractinia; Pocilloporidae. The record is from RefSeq and is a predicted model, not a curated record.
AUUACUGGUCUAGGUAAUGCCCGGAACAUUUUGACAUUUUGGUUCUUCAUGGCGAAAAGUUUUGAAAACUUUCUCCAUCAUGCCUUUCACACCUGAUCGGGAAAAUAUUGGCUCUACACUCCAUCCGUCACGUGCAGUUUUCAAAUAGAAAUAGCACUUUGAGGACAAAUACUUCUCUUAAGUAACUUACGUUUGUUGACAAAAAUGCCAAUGAAAACAAUCUUCUUCCGCAAGCCAAAUCUCAGCUCACAACAAAUAUUCUUGCUCGUGAUUGCUAUCGUCCUUUUUGUCGGAUAUACGCUACUUGAAAGGAAGAGCUUGAGUGCUGAUUCUCUGGUUCACGCUGAACAUCACCAAGUUUUGACCAAUGUCAGAGUUAUUAGCGAAACUAAAUCUCAACUUUCAGGACCAAGCUUAACUUACGAAAAGAAGGAGUUUUUUCUUCGAGGAAAACCGCUUCGAAUUAUGAGUGGAGCAAUUCAUUACUUUAGAGUAGUUCCAGAGUAUUGGAAGGAUAGACUGGUGAAACUUAAGGCCAUGGGGCUGAAUACGGUAGAAACGUAUGUUCCAUGGAAUGUGCAUGAAGAAGUGAAGGGUCAGUUAAAGUUUGAUGGUAACUUGGACAUCAGGGCCUUUAUCAAGCUAGCAAAAGAGUUGGGUUUGUAUGUUAUCUUGAGGCCAGGACCGUACAUUUGUUCUGAGUGGGACUUUGGAGGAUUACCAAGCUGGCUGUUAAGUGAUCCUCACAUGGAACCCAGAUCAAUGUACCCUCCAUUCAUUGAAGCUGUUGAUCAGUUUUACAAAAGAUUUCUACCAAUUUUGGUUCCUCUUCAGUUUUCUAAGGGUGGUCCUAUCGUAGCUUUCCAAUUAGAGAAUGAAUAUGGCAGCUAUGCUUCUGCUGAUGUGGAAUACAUGCAACACCUUAAAAUGAUUAUGGUAAAUGGAGGAAUAACAGAGUUACUUUUUACAUCUGAUAACAAUUCUGGACUGAAAAAGGAGUUCCUUACUUUACCAAAUGUUCUGAAAACAAUCAAUGUAGAUGUCCAGUUUAAUUUGAGACAAGAGCUGUCUUAUUUACAAGAAAUACAGCCAGACAAACCUGUUUUGAUAAUGGAAUACUGGGUAGGCUGGUUUGAUCUGUGGGGUGACAGCAAACACCACAAUGGCAAGAGUGCUUGGAGUGUCGCAAAAGUCCUGGGGGAAAUUUUGGAGUUUGGAGCCUCCUUUAACCUCUACAUGUUUCAUGGAGGGACAAAUUUUGGCUUCAUGAAUGGUGCAAAUGGCCUUAGACCAACCACAACUUCUUAUGAUUAUGAUGCACCUUUAUCAGAAGCUGGAGAUGUAACAUCAAAAUACCGCUCUAUUAAAGAUGCCAUAAAACAGCAUGCACCAGAACACUCCAUUCCUAAGAAUCUUCCUGAAGUUCCAGAGAACUCUUCAAGAAAGGAUUACGGUAAAGUCUCCAUGCAGCAGGGUAUGUCCCUAACCCAGCUCCUUUCAUAUCAGACCCCCAUAGAAAGUGGUCAUGUGAUGCCGAUGGAACAACUGCCAAUUAAUAACAAUGGAGGACAAGGAUAUGGUUUUAUACUGUACCAGACAGAGUUACCUCACUACCCAAAGGAGAUUGUAAUGGAGCAAAUUUUGGACAGAGCUCAGAUCCUUUUAGAUUCUGUACUGAUUCAAACAUAUGACGCAAGUAUGGGAUAUAAAAGUCCUGUGGUGAUUGCAGUGAGUCAGAAUCAUGAACAGUCACUACGCUCAGCCAAGCAAACCAAGCACAACCUGGAGAUCUUGGUAGAAAACAUGGGACGAACAAACUUUGUUUGGGACAUGAACAAGAUGCGAAAAGGUAUUACUGGGAAAGUGACUGUCGAUGGUCUAAGUCCUACUAAAUGGCGAAUUUACCCACUUCAAUUCAAGCCACAAGAUCUAGCAAGCAUCAAAGAGAAAGGAAAAUGGGAUAAAGUACCAGAGAAAGGACCGACUGGUCCAUUUUUAUACAAGGGAACUUUCAAAGUCAGUGAAGGACCUAGAGAUACUUUCUUGAACAUGAAAAAUUGGAACAAAGGAGUGUGUUUCAUUAAUGGACAUAACCUGGGAAGAUAUUGGGAAAGGGGACCUCAGACAACUCUGUAUGUCCCAGCACCAUGGUUACGGACAGGAGACAAUGAACUCAUCAUAUUGGAGCUUCAUGGUUAUAAGAAAGCAGCCGAAGUUUCAUUCACAGGAUUCCCGUUCUACCUAGGAUAAAAAUCUCCUGAGAAAUAAUGCUGGCGCACAAUAUCCGAGCUGCAGUUGAGGACAGUAAGCCAAAUCUCUCAGCUCAGUGAGUUAUCGGCCUCUACAAGACAUUUUAGAUGUUUCAGCGAUUGAAGUCGUUCAGAUUAUCAAGCGGAAUACUUAACCGGGUAAAGAUACUUUGAGAAACUGAUGAAAUAGAGGAUAUUACAUGGCCGCGCGGGGAUACGAAUUUUAUCUUCGAGUGCUGAAAGUAUCUCUCACGAGUGA